Messenger RNA from Stylophora pistillata, 1012 nucleotides. Its product is annotated as protein sidekick-2-like. The record is from RefSeq and is a predicted model, not a curated record. Gene Ontology annotation, molecular function: ATP binding; protein binding; protein tyrosine kinase activity. Lineage: Eukaryota; Metazoa; Cnidaria; Anthozoa; Scleractinia; Pocilloporidae. Gene Ontology annotation, biological process: cell-cell adhesion; protein phosphorylation.
AUGGUUUUCCUUAUUUCUCCUCUUCACCAAGGGCCUAGUGGUCCUCCGCAGAUGGUACAAGGUCAGUUCACCAGUUCAACCAGCAUCGAAGUUACAUGGAAUGAUGUGCGAGAAGACCAGCAACAUGGUGACAUCAUUGGCUAUACUGUCAAGUUCAAAAAGGUAAUGGAUGUGAAUGCUCCUUACAAAGAAACCGAAGUUACCUCAAAAUCUGCUGAAUUGAAGAAACUUGAAAAGUACACAGUGAUGGUUUNAGACAGACAGAAUUAUGUACUGAAAUUUAGAAUACUGUACAAGAAGAGGUUGAUCUGCACUUGUAAGUAUGAUAAACCCAGCGGUGCAAUCCAGUUUAUCUGGGGAUCGGUUGGUGCCUUUGCAGUACUCGUUUGUGUUGUGUUAAUCACAAUUGCUAUCAAACGAAUCAGGAGAAAGAGGAACGACUCUUUGGUUAUGGAGAGAAACAACGAGAAUAAUACUUCCAUGCUAGAAAUUACACCGGGCAUCAUGAAUCAGCUGAGAGAUCAUAGCCAGCAGAUCCCUAUAGAAGCGCCAGCAGAAGUGCUAAACUCAGGGGCAGAAGAGGUUGUGGUUGUUGACAAUGAGACAUAUCUAGAUCAAAUGGAAAUUGACAGAAACUGGGAAAUUCCUCGAGAAAGACUGGAAAUUUUAGAAACGAAACUUGGUGGAGGAGAGUUCGGAGUCGUUAAGAAGGGAAACUAUUUGAGAAGAGAUGGGAACAAAUUACCCGUCGCUGUUAAAAUGUUAAAAGAUACCAAUGACCAAAAGCAGCGCAUGGCACUAAUCCAGGAGUUAGAGAUGCUUAAGAAAGUAGGACGCCACAAAAAUAUUGUGAGCUUAGUUGGAGCAUGCUCAUUUGAAGAACCCCUAUGUGUGAUUAUUGAGUUCGUACCAGAUGGAAGUCUGGAUCGGAUAUUGCUUGAGAGCCGUAUUCCUGCUCGCACAGAGGAUGCAAAUUAUGCAAACCUUUGGUCUAGACUGUCCGAGAGAGAUU